This is a messenger RNA of Mycena indigotica, 633 nucleotides long. Its product is annotated as DNA breaking-rejoining enzyme. The transcript has a single exon. The record is from RefSeq and is a predicted model, not a curated record. The coding region runs from base 1 to 633 and encodes 210 amino acids. NCBI's taxonomy places the organism in Eukaryota, Fungi, Basidiomycota, Agaricomycetes, Agaricales, Mycenaceae.
AUGUUCUCUAUGUCUCGGGCCCUCAUCUUCGACGCGCCGCAAGGUGCGAGGGCAGAUCCUGCAUCCCUGAUUUUCCCAUCGCGGCCAGCCAUUGCCCUCCACUCUCCUCCUCUGCUCGUCCUUUGCGCUCCAGAGGUCAAACCUCAGAGCAACUGUCUGGUUUUUCCCUCCCAGCCCCCAGCACCUUGCCCACCAGAAAUUCUAAGCUCGCCGUCUUUCCACGUCCCCCGUAUCUCAGCUCUUACGCCAGCCUCAGACGACUCUGUUUUCGUGUCUGAUAUUGCGGCGGCAGCACUGACCCGCGCUUUCCCAUCGUGUGGCAAACCACGCCGACCCAAGGCAGGUUGCGCGCACAACGAGUCCAUCCUCCGGCCAUUCGUUCCAGCACCCAUGCGAGCCCUGGCAUGGCAGACACCCUACGGCACUUCCUUCUUGGCAUCUCGACGUUACCUCCCGGCGGGAGAUAUGGCGCGUGUGCGUGCGGAGAUCUCCAACUCCUUAGCAAAGAGCUCAAAGUCCUCUUAUGCUGCAGGGCCCUUGCGGUUCACACAGUACUGUGAUCGCAACGCCAUAGUCAAAACUGGAAUAUGCAUGCACAGCUCUCACUCUAACAAGAGAGACAACAAAAGCUGA